Necator americanus (New World hookworm) is the source of this 474-nucleotide messenger RNA. RefSeq lists its product as uncharacterized. The record is from RefSeq and is a predicted model, not a curated record. The transcript has a single exon. Lineage: Eukaryota; Metazoa; Nematoda; Chromadorea; Rhabditida; Ancylostomatidae. Gene Ontology annotation, biological process: mitotic DNA integrity checkpoint signaling; DNA integration; replication fork processing. Gene Ontology annotation, cellular component: nucleus; condensed chromosome; site of double-strand break. Gene Ontology annotation, molecular function: histone H3K36 methyltransferase activity; double-stranded DNA binding; DNA topoisomerase binding. Bases 1 to 474 code for a protein of 157 amino acids.
AUGGGCGAACAUUCUACCCAUAUUCGACACGUACUCCUUUACGAGUUCCAAUCUGGCCAUGCUGCUGAAGCCCAUCAAAACUUAAGUCAAGUAUUCGGCACUGAAGUCCCUUUUGAGCUGUCUGUGCGCGCCUGGUUCCAACGCUACAAAACCGGAAACAAGAAACUCGAAGAUGAGCCUCGCUCUGGUCGACCGACUGCAAUGUCGUUCGACGAACUGAAGAAUCUGGCGGAGCAGCAUCCAUAUGAAGAUGUGCGGUAUUUUGCUGCCAGUCUUGGCUGUUCGCUGUCCACCGUGAACAAUGGACUGCGACCUCUCGGAAUGGUGAAAAAGCUCGGUCAGUGGCUCCCACAUGCAUUGAGCGACGGCAACCGCCAAAGACGCCUGGACAUCUGCACUCAGCUGCUCUCCGGAAGUCGCAGAUUCGACUGGCUGGACACCAUUGUCACUGGAGAUGAUAAAAUAGCUAUCUGA